This is a messenger RNA of Megalobrama amblycephala (Wuchang bream), 3429 nucleotides long. Its product is annotated as B-cell receptor CD22-like. The record is from RefSeq and is a predicted model, not a curated record. NCBI's taxonomy places the organism in Eukaryota, Metazoa, Chordata, Actinopteri, Cypriniformes, Xenocyprididae. The transcript has 8 exons. Bases 218 to 1621 code for a protein of 467 amino acids.
CCUACGAAAACUUCCUCUGUGAUGACAUUACAUUUGGGUGUUUUGCAAUGUCACAUCAUGAAGCAUAUUAAAAGGCUGUUGCGACAAAGAGGGCAGUUUUAGGCACUUCUGCUUCUUAUACGUUAAACUACUUUUCUGAGUGAUGAAGUGUAUUGUGAUGGUGUUGUGGACUCAUUUGUUACUAUUGUAAAGUCCAAAGUCAUCCUCGUUACAAACCAUGAUGGCAGGAAUCCAGAUAAUUUCCUUCAUUUUCAUCAGCUCGGUGUUACAUACUCAUUCAGCUGAUGAUACCUACUUUGCCACAAUGCCUCAGACAGUAACUGCUCUGACAGGCUCUUGUGUGCAGAUUCCUUGCACAUUCAACAUCUCCGAUUUUGAAGACAAACGUAACAAGACAAAAUCUAUUGAUGGGAUCUGGUUGAAAAAUAAAUCACAGUUUGCUGAUGGUUUCAUAGCUUUUAAUAGCAGUAAAAACAUCAUUAGAGGAUUCAGUAACAUACAGAUGACUGGAGAUCUCAGUGAGAGGAACUGCACAACUGUCUUCUAUAACAUCAUGAAGAAUCAUUCAGAUCUCUACUACUUCAGACUGGAAAUGGAGCCAGAUGUGUUCAGAGCAACAUUUAACCCCAAUCAACCUGAUUCAAGAAAGACUGUGAGCAUCACUGUCAUAGAUUCACCACAGCCUCCUGAACUUAAACCCAAUGAUAAACACUCUGUGAUGGAGAACACAAUAGUCAAUCUGAGCUGCUCUGCUGAAGCCCCCUGCCCCAAACAACCUCCUACAAUAUCCUGGUCCAACAUCCCUGAAUCUGCCCACAUUACAACACAGUUACAGGAGAAACAUGAUAAAACCCAGUCAGUGUUUUCACACAUGACCUUCAAAGCUUCAUACAUGGAUCACAGAAGGAACAUCUCCUGCACUGCUACAUAUCCAAGAAAUACACUUGAAGACUCAACUGUGGAGACCAGCGUGAUGCUACGAGUCCUGUUUCCUCCUAAAGAAACUCACAUCAUCAUUACUCCAUCUGCUUCAGUCUCUGUUGGCACUAAUGUGACUUUGACCUGCAAAAGCAAAGCCAGUCCAUCAAAUGACAUGACCUACACCUGGUACAAACAUGGACAGGAGAUGCCAAUAGCUCAGGGAAAGAAGAUUAGUUUCAUCGUAACUCAUAAUAAUACAGGCUCAUACUUCUGCAUUGCACAAAAUAAACAUGGAAAACAGUCAUCAGCAGAGAUCCAGCUCACAGUUGAAGGAGAGAGAGGAUUCUUUUAUCGUGUGAUAUUUGGUUGUACAGGAGCACUUUUGGCCUUUGUUCUGUUGUCUGCAAUAUUCUUUUACUGUAUGAGAACAAAUAAAUCAAGUCAGGACCAUGUCAUAGAAAGAGAUCAGGCUACAGAUAAAAACAGUGACAUGGCUAUCUAUGCCAACAGUUCCAGUGUAAGCAACAAGAAAAGUGAGAAGAAAGAAAAUGAUGGUCUCCACUAUGGAGAGAUCGACUUCUCCAGACUCCAGAUGGGCAACAUGACAAGGGAAGACUCAAACAAUGGUCCACAGACAGUGUAUGCUGAGAUUCAAAUGACAGGGAGAAACAACAAGAAAACUGUUGAGCAAAUGGAUUAAAAAAUCUAAUCUCUUGUCUAAAUAGUGAAAAAAAAGAUACAUAAAUAAUAAUGAAACUUCAUUGUACUUAAUAGAAAAAAGCUGAACUCAAAAUUUGAUUGUUGUAAGCUGAACUUAAAAUGAUUGAGUUGCAGCAGAUUUCUAAUUUACAGCAUGAUUUGCGUUAGACUAUAAGGAAAAUAAAUGUUGAAAAUAAGUGUUAUUUUGUUUGUUUUAGCACACGAUUAACAUAGGGAGACUUAAGUUAGUGUUUAAUGUUGUGUUAUGCUGGGAUUAUAGGGGUUCUGUUAUGUUAGUUUUGUAGGGUUACCAUUGUGGUGAAGAGUAGAGCCUGUGGUUAGGUUAAGGGUGGGCUGCAAAUCAUUUAAGAACAUAUAUACUGUAUGUUGUUUGAAUAUAUACAUGCAAGUAUAUAAUGACAGUCUCGUUGAUAGUUUUAAUAGCAUGUGCUAUUUGCUAUCUAACAUUUUACCAAGAUCUGAAUGUGAUGUUUACGUAAAUGAACUGUAUGUAAUUAACAUCAUGAUGAGUGAGGCGAGGCUGAGAACUAUGGGAGCGAAGGGUGGCCGGUGAAACAAAAACUUUAAGCUCUUGUAACUUCAAAAACAAAUUUCUUUGUUUACUUAAAUGUUUUUGAGUAUUCUGAACUUAUUGAGUUUUACAGUGUAUCAUCAUUGCUUUGUACCAAUGUUAGUUUUUGCUUAGUCUUAUGUAACUUUAUUACUUUGAGUUUUAAUGAACUUAAACCAUUUAAGGCAAUCAGUUUCUUCAAACCAUUUAAGUAGCUAUAGUUGUUAAGACUUAGUUUACUCUAAUGAUUGAGUAAACCAAUGCUAAAAUAUUAGUGAAUUUAACAAUGUAUAUGAAUUUACAGUACUCGUACUUAAUGGUUUUAAAACUUAAAUGGUUUGAGUUACCGAUACUUAUCGGGUUUUAAGUGCAGCAUUUAAAAAUGUAUAUAAUAUUAAAUGCUCUUAUAGGGCACCUAUGAUAAUAUGUAUGCUGGUCACCGUGAUUUUGCCAAGUGAGACAUGUUCCUGGAUCAACAUAUUUUGUUUACCCUGAAAAUGUAGUCAUAUUCCUAUCCCCAUGGUCAGAUCUAUCCAUCUGCCACCCCAUAUUUAUUCCCAUAUAAAAUAUAAAUAAAUGUACGCAGUGUUCUCUGUACCACAUUUUAGCAACUGUGCUCUAAUGUGAUGACAUAAAAAAGAUGUACUGUGGCAAGAAAACACGUUUGCUGCACGGCUGCUUCAUUAACAUGUGACUUUUAUGAACCGGUUCUGGUCAGUCAAAAACAAUUUACAAACAAAUCUAGUUGCAGAGUUAGGUUGACAUCUUUGAAAAACAAACAUUAUUUGGUUUGACAAGGACUUUUCUUGAUUUAAAAUAGUUUGAACUUUGAAGUUCAUGAUGGAUCAACAAAGAAAGUUUGGUGUUCUGGGUUGUUGCUCAACUUUUGCUAAAUGGUUGCUGACCUUCCAUAAUGCCCACAUACUGAAAUUCACACCACUGUUAAAGAAGUCUCAGAAGUCUUAAGUCUCAGUGCUUUGAUAUUUUGACUGCUCUUUCUAGCAAUUAAAAAAAAAAAGGUUUUGUUGCUCUUAAACUUGAUUCACUAAAACUUGUGAUUUAUAUAUCAUCCAAAUAACCUACAAAAUAUUAAUAAACUCUUCCAUAACAAGCUCAGAGACAUUUAGAAUGUGUUGAUGUGUUAUAAGACAGUGCCUUGGUGCCAUGGCUAUUGAUUUUGUUAUUAGGGGUCCAAUCACCAAAUUUUAAAAUAAAAUAUUCUAUAAAAUUUCUCAUAA